This is a messenger RNA of Salmo salar (Atlantic salmon), 1988 nucleotides long. RefSeq names its product ecto-ADP-ribosyltransferase 4. The record is from RefSeq and is a predicted model, not a curated record. Lineage: Eukaryota; Metazoa; Chordata; Actinopteri; Salmoniformes; Salmonidae. Gene Ontology annotation, molecular function: NAD+ poly-ADP-ribosyltransferase activity; NAD+-protein-arginine ADP-ribosyltransferase activity.
UAAUUGGCAUUCGUAUAUUGGACAUUAAGUGAUAGUGAUACACUGACAUUGUAAGAUCUGGAGUGAGUCAGCAAUGUAGUCUGGCAGCAACUCAACCCAGGAUUUACAAGAAAUUGCAUGACUGACUAAAAAGGGAACGCCUUCAAGAUAAGGGUGACCAAUCACUUUGUGAAGUACAACGCCCCGCAUCUCUAUAAAGCGUCAGCUGCAUCUCCGCUUGUAGACAUACGACUCUAUAUACCCAACUAAACAGGCAAAGAUGGCGAUCAUUACAGUAUGGACAUUUCUUCUGUUGACCUCUGGUGUGGCCGUAGAGAUUAAAACGGAUGGUGGUCGCUAUGUCUCUCCUCCUAUUCCCCUGAACAUGGCCCUUGACUCUGUUGACGACAUGUACAACGGCUGUAGAAAGGAAAUGUCAUUGCUGAUAGAGAACAAAUAUCUUGAGGAGGAGAAAAAAACAACAAAAAACUUCAAUGCUUCCUGGACAAUGGCAGAAAAGUGUGCAAGAAACAGGACCAUUAAAGACAAUCUUAAACUGAAGCAUGUCCAGGCUAUCUGUGCUUACACUGCAGGACAACCCAAAAUAUACAAAGAUUUUAACCAAGCAUGUUUUACCAACAAGAGCAUCUACACUUCUUCUUUCACGUUCCACUCCCUGCAUUUCCUGCUGACUGAAGCUAUUCUCCUCCUGAAACAAAACCCAGACCAACAGGGCUGUUACACCACAUACAGAAGAACUAAAUUGAACUUUACAGGUGAAGUGAACAAGGAAAUCCGUUUUGGCUCAUUUGCCUCCAGCUCUUUCCUAAAGAACUUGACACAUUUUGGAGAGAAGUCCUGCUUUGAGAUAAAGACAUGUUUUGGUGCUUACCUCAAAUCCUACCCAGUGAUGGGAGAUUAUGAAAAGGAGGUGUUGAUUCCACCCUAUGAAGUGUUCAACAUUACAGCCGUGAUCAAGAAAGAAGAAGUGAAGGAUCUUUGGUGCGAUGUUGUGUACAAACUACAGGGCAACAAAACAUUGAGUGACCUGAAUUGCAAAAUGGUCAAGUCGCUCCAAAUAGGGUGAAAUAAAACCAGCACAUCUGCUUACCUACAGUCUGUAAAACAUUAUCAGCAGGCUACAGUACACCCUUCAAGUUCCCUUCAUCAUAAAUAGAGAAUGAUCAAUCAUUCCCAAAUCUCAGCUGUUAUGCUACUGUCAACAUGGCGUGAUUUGUAUUGCUUGCUCAGUUAAGACACGGCUUGCUCAGUUAAGACACGGCUUGCUCAGUUAAGACACGGCUUGCUCAGUUAAGACACGGCUUGGUCAGUUAAGACACGGCUUGGUCAGUUAAGACAUUGCUUGCUCAGUUAAGACACGGCUUGCUCAGUUAAGACACGCCUUGGUCAGUUAAGACACUGCUUGCUCAGUUAAGACACGGCUUGCUCAGUUAAGACACGGCUUGCUCAGUUAAGACAUGUUUGCACAUAUUAGGAUUCUUAUUUUAUGAUAUUUUUGACAUUGUUCAGCAUGUGCAUGCAGCUUUUGCUUUUGUCAAUAAAGAAAAAAAGGAUUAUAUCUGAUAGAUUGUAAAUGAAAUGAAAGUAGUGUUAGGUUAAGCUCUUUGUGUAUGAGAAGAGUAUAAUUAAUUAGUGGACUGCAGUGGACUGUAGGAAUGUGUACUCCCAAUAACUCUCCUGACUGAUAAGUCCUGUGGUGUGCACGGAGGAGCAUGGAGAAAUCCUGGGUGAUGUUAAAGUAGUGAAGUACAUCUUUGUGGAAGGGAGGGGGUGAGAGCUAAGGGUAGUGGACACUGCACUGUAUUGCAUGUACUGUAUUCAGCUGUACUGUAUUCUUCGCUGAGUAAACAUCUGAAACGUCAUUCAGAGUUGGGCUCUUUUGUAUGACAAAUACGUUUCUUGUAUAUUACGAAAAUUGGUCUACAUCGCAUGUCCUUUUUCUAUACCAACUCUGUUAUAGAUCUAUGGAUGAUACAAAUAAAAAAUAA